UCAAUUCAGUCCCUUUAAUGAACCCACUUUUAAAUAUUUGUUUGUCACUAACUUCGAAUUCUCGUCUCUCUUCAAGCCACGAAUAUUCCCCCUUUCCUCUCAAAAUUCCUACUACAAUCUUAACCGAUCCUUUUCCAUGCCCUAAUUAUUACACUAAUAAUACUAUUUUCUUUUACUUUCUCGGUCCCCAAACAAAGUCAACAAGUCAGUCUGUCAUUGUCAGAGCGCAGACGUGGCAUUUCCUUUCAAGUGGGGUCCACACAGCUAAGAAACAAAAAGCCGACGUGCGCUUUAACCAAUCAAUCAAACCGCGGAUCUGAGAUCGACAACAAUUAACCGUAUUCCACAAAACACCUUGACGUCCGCCUUUUUUUUAUAUUUUAUAUUUUUCUUUCUUUAUAUAACAACCGACUCCGAUAUUUUCUUAAUAUCUUUCCUAGACCAAUUAAUUUUUUUGUGAAUCAGAAGUUCCGUCUCUCUCUAACAAUUUCCCAUCUUUUCUCUCUCUAAAAAUAUCCAACCUUACGCUUUUAAUUCUAAUUUUUGUCUUAAUAAAUCGAAGAAUCUGAAAGAACUUGAUUUAUAAGAUUUUUUUUUUUAAAUUUAGUUAAAUUCAACUAUGACUAAUUCUAGAAACGGAGAAUUUGUUGACGAUCAUGUGGAUCUAAACGACGACGAAGUAAUCGAUUCAUCUGGCUCAUCGUCGUCAACCAACGGCGUUGUUGAGACCUCUACCGUUGGAUCUGGAACAACAUCGAGACAAAACGGUGAGACAAGGAACGGAUUCGGACUCACGGAACGAUUAACCGACACAUUGGUAGAGGAAAACGACGGAGAUUUGUUGCUUCAACAAAGCGAUCGAGAAGAUACGGUUCUACAAUGGUUACAAACUUUAGAUAUGCAUGUAAUCGGCGCUUGUCGAACCGAUGAAAGGUUAAAGCCUUUGUUGAAAGUCAACGUUUCAAACGGCGUCGCUGAGGAUCGAUUAUUAGCUCAUUUGAGUCAGCACUUUGAGCCAUCGGAAGUCGGUAUGCUGGCGAGGUGUUUUUGCAUACCUUUGGUUUCGAUUCGAGCAGGGAAGAUUAACAAACAAGGGACUCAUUUUCACCCUACUUCUAUAAGGGGAAAUUUGAGUCUUACACUCUUGCCAACAUCAGACUUGCGCCUUUCAUUUGUUGGGGAUGAUGGUCUAACAGAGAGACUGUUUACCUUAAGUAGCAAACCUCAGUGUGCCGCUUUUUCCAUUAAUGAGAUCCCAGCAGACAAUUCUGGACGAUCUUUCCUUGUGAAGACCCCAGAUGGCAAAGUUUUUUACUAUUGGUGCUCAGAGAUGUCAAAGCUCUUGGGAAUUGAAUUGCUCUCAAAGAUGAAGGAUUUAAUCAAAAGAAAACCAUCUAUUGCUGAAUUAACUGGAAUCAGUGAGUCACGACUUGGCUGCUUUGCAACUCAGCUUCGUGCUUAUCUUGUAGGAUCAACAGUGAGUAAUAGACAAGCAAGUUGUUUAGGUCGACCUUCAGCCAAUACUGAACAUGACACCAUCGAUGUGCACGGGGGACAAUCUUCAUCGACAUCAAAAUCUUUGCGAUCUAGGCACUCUAGCAGUCAAGUACUCAAGGUCAAUGCACUGUAUCAAGGUAGCUUAAGUCCAAGAUCAAGUUCUUUCAAGGAGGGUAUGACGCGAAACUUGUCUUCCCUGAGGAGCACUGCCAGGGAUAAGUUACGAAGGCGUGGAGAUAACCAUCUUUUAGUAACCGAGAGCCUUUCAAUUGCUUCACCUAUUACGAAUGAUUCCUCUAAUUGCAACCAAGCUGAAAAUGACAAGCUUCCAGACGUCAAGAGUUGUCCAUUCACUCCUAACUUCCUGGAGUCAAUCGGAAAACUUGCUGUUUCACCAACUCUAAGCUCUGUAUCUCAAGUUUCCUCGUUGGGACCACCUCUCUUUUCUCCCUAUUAUUGUUGGUGUCCCCCAGGAUCAACUCUACAACACCCAGCUGCCUCCGAACUUCCAACCUCAUCAAUUGAACCUCUUAAGCUGCCACCUCUUUCUUCAAUAUUACCAGUGAAUGGUUCUUCGUGCUUGUUCAAACCAACAUCCUCUCUUGAUCUGGCUGAUGUUCCUUCUCUGGAUUUUCCAGCUUUUCCCCCAGAACCAUUGGUCCGAUUGCCAAUGGCCAGUUCACACCAAAUUCCAACCUUCACACCUUUGAUUUGUGAUCCCAUUGUUCAUAUUCCAGUCAUUGAUGUUUGCUCUUCAGGACAAGGUUACUUGGUUAGUGCUGGUCCCGCUAUUUCAACUACAAUUCCUCCAUUGCAUCCAAAACUGGUGAACCCGUUAUUACCCAAUACUGAUUCCGUGGUGGAAAAGGGUGCUAGAGAAACUCUUCGGCUGCUCAUCAGUGGUUCAACACAGAGCAACCCUCCAUUGAUUGACGUAUUGCCAGCAGUUCUGACCAAUGCUGAUGAGAGAAAAGGUAUCCUUGUCGCCGGAAGUAGGGGUCUGUACAGUGGAACAAGAGACGUUAGCGCCAUUCCUGAUGGCAUUGCCGCCACGAGUUUGGUUACAUUUUCUUCUAGCUCCAUGGUAGAUGGCUUUAUAAAACAAUGUAGCAGCAGCAGCUCUGACAAUCCCGAUGCUAAGAAGCAGUUGGGAUCAAGUGGUUUAGAUGGAUCUUGUUCAAACAGUAAUGGAGCUAAACUUUCAGACUCGAAAGAAGCAGGAAAUAGUGAUUAAACAAUUACAUGUGUUUUAUUUCCUCUGUAGAUCUUUUUGUUCCUUAAAAAUGAAAAUUGUAGAUAAUAUAUCUGCAGUUUUAUCAUAUUUUAAUUGUAAUUAGUUCCAAUCCUUAUCCAUUGGGGGGAUUUGUUCUCUGUAGUAUUCCUUUUGCCUUUUAGUUUGAUAGUAGUCAAUGGUGAAACAAGGAUUUGGUUAUAAAUAGAUAAAAUAAAAAGAAAUCAGGAAAGGCUACAAACAAUAACAUUGCCGUGAAAUCACCACUUUCAAGUAAUAAAAUCUCCCAUACACCAUGAAA
This is a messenger RNA of Durio zibethinus, 3029 nucleotides long. RefSeq lists its product as uncharacterized. The record is from RefSeq and is a predicted model, not a curated record. NCBI's taxonomy places the organism in Eukaryota, Viridiplantae, Streptophyta, Magnoliopsida, Malvales, Malvaceae.